GAGCACAGGCAUCAUACAGAUUUACUGGGGGAUGAAGAAAGAUUUUCUGAACUUAAAAAAACAAACCCAAAAAAAAAAAAAAAACCUGAGGGGCGUAUCAAAACAGUUAACUUUCAGAGUGAGGAAAUUAACCGUUGCAGAAAUAUAUGGUCAUUUCCUGAGCCCGAUGAUCUGAGAAGUAACCAACAUAAGACGUUUUCUAACAGCCAAUCUGUCAUUUAUAGGCUUUUCAUGCUACACCGUACACACUGGAGCAGGAGGCUCACUUCCAGCUGCAGUGUCAACACACCGAGAGAGGGAGAGUGACUUGCUUAAGGUCACACAGGAAGUUGGUGGGGAGCCUGGAACUGAACCCACGUCUCCAGCUAGCACCCUGCACCUUUCUGCAGCCUUUUUCAAGAUACUUCCAGCUCAGACAUGUACGGAAAGUAAAAUCUGUUACAGUGUGGAAGCACCAGCUCCGAUCAGAUGAAAAUUCCCUAGGGAACUGCCUAUUUUAACUGAACUCUCAUGAUAUGAUCCAGAAGGCUUUUAAGAAUCAACAAUUUCCUUUUCCAUAAUGCAUACAAAUAAAUCCCAACUGGAUGAUGAAACAAUGGCCAUGCUUCAGAACAGAGCUAUUGCAAUCACCCUCCCAGCUGUGUACUCCUUGGUGGCCCUCAUCAGCAUCCCUGGGAAUGUGUUCUCCCUUUGGGUGCUCUGCUGCCACAUCAAACCCAAAACACCUUCAGUUAUCUUCAUGAUUAACCUUAGCAUCACAGACCUCACACUGGCUUGCUGCUUUCCCUUCCAGAUUAUCUAUCACAUCAAGAACAACAACUGGAUCUUUGGUAAGAGUCUUUGCAGCUUAGUCACAGUGAUGUUCUACUCAAACAUGUAUUCUUCCAUACUCACCAUGACCUGCAUCAGCAUAGAGCGGUUCUUGGGAGUGGUGUAUCCCAUGAAGUUAGUCAAGUGGAGAAGAAAGAGAUAUGCACUUGCUACCUGCCUGGGCACAUGGGCUGUUUUGCUAUUGGCCCUAUACCCACUGGCAAGCACAGAUCUGACCUAUGAAGUAAAAGCACUAGGAAUCAUAACUUGUUUUGAUGUGCUUAAAUGGGACAUGCUGCCCAAUGUUAUGGCAUGGGCAGCCUUUCUUCUGACACUGUUUGUUCUUCUCUUCCUGAUCCCAUUCAUAGUGACAGUAGCCUGCUACAUUGGUACUAUUCGGAAGCUCAUUCAGGCCUCUAGCAGAUAUGGUAACAGGCAGAAGACUAGGUCUAUUUACCUGGCUGGAAUUGUUCUCUUGGUAUUCGUCACUUGCUUCGCCCCUAAUAACUUUAUUCUACUUGUGCACAUGAUUAGCCGUCUCUUUUUCAACAAGAGUUUCUACCCUGCUUACAAACUCACCCUAUGCCUCAGUUGCCUGAACAUCUGUAUAGAUCCAUUCAUUUACUAUUUUGCAUCCAAAGAAUUUUAUCAGAAAUUUAUGCAGGUAAUAGGUCAUAAGGUACUGCUCACUGACAGUCUGGAGACCAGAAGAGAAAGCUUAUUUUCUGGCAGGACAAUGUCGGCCAGGUCAAUGUCAAGUGGGCCUAUGGAAGGGUUAGAUGGAGUUAAGGAAUGUUUGCAAAGGCAAGAAAGUGUUUUUUAACUACAGACUUCAAAUCAGAUGUGGGAAGGCAGUAGUAAGUUCUCAGUGGAGAAAGAAAGGGAUUUUUCGUAAAUGAUAUUCUGAUAAACAUCAAUGCCCAUAGCAACAAUAGUCCAAACACACUGAACAGCAAGUAUCUCACACAUGUCAAAAAUCAGUAAACACUUGCUGGGAAGUAAUAGAGAAGGAGUAAGAUGAACCAAAAUUAUCAAAGCAAGAAAGUGAUCCAGUCCAAGUCCAGUGAUCCAAGACAAAACUGACAAACAAGGAUGCAGAUUGAAUUAAUUCUACUGAACACUUCUGAAUAUGAUCAGAAAGCAAGGACAAACCAAAAGUACUUUCAGAAUCAGAGAUCUCAGUGCUUAACCAAAUAUUUAUGGAUCUCACUUAUCAUACUAAAGGAAAAUAAUGUUAAAGUGGAUUUGGGGGCAGGGAGUUGCCUUUGUAAAUAAUAUGUUAAUUGCUUAUAGAGGUAUGAAUAUCUCUUUUGUGUUGUUGCAGAAAAAGAAUGAAUAUAUCUUGCCAUUUUAUCAUGAUACAUUAUGUGUAGCCACCAUGAACUCAUCACAACACUUAUGUAUCACUUGCUUGAUUUAUACACAGCUUAACCUAACCACAUUAACCUUCAAAGAGGUUAGCUUGGUUAAUAGUUAUUUAUUUCAAUUUCGUCUAUAGAAAUAUCUCGUAAAAUGAAGUAAAAAAGAAAGACCAACGUCAGUACCCUAAACCACAUCAAUGCCCCAGCUGCUGAGUGGGUUACAUCACUGUUAGAACUAGACACUUCUAAGGAGGGAGGUGAAGUGCAGAUGGCUUACAUGGCAAUUCUCUCACAAAGACUCACUACACUAAGAUUGCAGAGCUGGCAUUCACUUAACAUAGUUUAUUUGUUUGUUUUACAAUGGGCCAAACUCUAUGGUCCUGUACUGAAUACAGUUCCCAUUGCAGACAGUUUGAGUAUUGCUUUAUGUAGUUUAUUUUGCUUUCCUCUAGGAGCUAGUUCAGAUAAUGAUCCAGAUUCUCAUCUGCUGUAAAGGGGAGUAAUCCCAUUUAUCUCAAUUGCAUUACGCCAAUAUAAACAAGCUGAAGAUUUGUCUCCUGAGUCUUGGCAUUACCUCAUUUGCUUUUGAUACUUUACAUGUUUGGACUACAGGUUUUACAGACAGAAAGAAAAGCACUGGGCAGUUGAAAUUUACCAACCUUCCUGCAGCUAGCUCAUGUAUUAUUAGUGCAGUGGUAUGGUCAGACCCUCGGUACCCUGUCCCAACAUAUUGCAUCAUACCGUGCUACUCCUCAUAUCUCAGAAAUUGAAUGGUUGCUUAGAAAUACAAUAAAACAGCAUCUCCGUUUUUCUUUUUAAUCUCAAAUGACUUUUUUCCUAUUUUUUUAUUUGAAAUUGUGCAUAAUUUCAACACUCAUUAAAAUGAGGAGCUAAUGACACUUUUUAGAGCCAAGCAAGCUUCCCCUCACCACUGGGCCAAAACAACUCAACAAUACUUCUAAUAUCCUAGUGCUUGAUCUAACUCUCAGUGAGCUCAGCAGGAAACUUACCAUUGACACUGAUAUGAGCAUCGAAUCAGGCCUCAAGUAAUUGGCCAGCCUGGAGCAGUGACCGCCAGCUAUGUGAACUGUGUGGUAGUUCCGUAACAUGGACAAAAAUAUUUAGAAGGUGCUAGACCACUAAAAAUGUAUCUGCCUUUUCAUCUAAAGUAUGAUUCAAACUCGGCAAUCCAAAUGUUAAUAGUUCCAUACAUUAGUCUUGUGCACCAUCUACUUUCUAACCCAUGCUUUGUUAUAGUCACUGGAUAACCAAAAAACUUGUUUUAGAAUUUAUAAGGAUUCUUCCUACCUAUUAUCCUCCCUGUCAAAGAGUUAAGUACUGAUGGAGAUUACAACCGAGAUGAAAAGCAACACAUAUUAGUGCUUUACAGUAUAACCUCAGAGUUAUGAAAACCUCGGGAAUUGAAGUUGUUUGUAACUCUGAAACAUUAUAGUAGUUCUUUCAAAAGUAUACAACUGAACAUUGGCUUAAUACAGCCUUGAAACUUUACUAUGCAGAAGAAA
Chelonoidis abingdonii (Abingdon island giant tortoise) is the source of this 3694-nucleotide messenger RNA. The record is from RefSeq and is a predicted model, not a curated record. Lineage: Eukaryota; Metazoa; Chordata; Testudines; Testudinidae.